Molecule: messenger RNA, 884 nt
Organism: Caenorhabditis elegans
Lineage: Eukaryota; Metazoa; Nematoda; Chromadorea; Rhabditida; Rhabditidae
Product: SH2 domain-containing protein
Exons: 5
Coding region: 58-804 (248 amino acids)
Source: RefSeq, marked reviewed
AGACUUCAGUUUGACAAAAUUUUCCAUAGUUAGAAAGACAAAGGUAACGCUUCUUGGAUGGAGAGGGAAACGCCUAAAACACCAACACCGACACCAUAUACCAACAUUUAUGCGGCUUUGAACAAUAAGAAAACAAAUGAUGAGGUUGCUUCGAAGGUUACGGAAGAACUGAACAAAUUGAAGAUUGCUGAAGAAAAAGAUAAUAAGAUUGUGUCACGUGAAAAACCAGAGAUGAUGAGUUUGAAUACUUUAGUGGAAAUGUGUAGUGCAGGAGAGAAACCGACAAAGGGAAAAAGUGAAAAAGAUAUAAGAAAGAAAAAGGCUCCAGUGUUGGUUGAUGACAAUCAGUCGUAUGUUAUGAUUGGACCACCAAGUGAACCAGUGGAACCACCUGCAACACUGUCAACUGAAACAUCUAAAACCAACGCAAUCGAGGAAUCAACAGUCAAACGAAGUGAAGCAUUGUCAGCCUACAUUGGAGUUGCUACACUCAAUGACGCUGAAAAUCAUUUGACUCGUCGUGGAGAGUUUGCACUUUAUCACUUAUUCAAUCCAAAUGGACGCCUUGAUACAAUCACUGAGAAGCUUCCAUUGAUGAUUGUCUACCGUACCACAACAAAAAAGAAUCGUCACUACUCGAUCCGUACUACUUGUGAUCAACAAUUCUUUGUCGAUUGUGGAUAUCCUAAUGUUCGAAAACAUUAUUCGCUAAAUCAUCUGGUCAAGUUCUACAAAACAUCAGCAACUUGUGAGAUCAAUCCGUAUGACACUUCAGCAGACUCAUUUUCUUGGUGGCUUGAAUAGAAGAUCAGAUGAGUAAACAAGUGGAUUCAAUGAUCUUUGAACUUUUUCUUUGAAUCUAAAUGAAAUUCAUUUUUAUCAUG